Messenger RNA from Lachnellula hyalina, 1482 nucleotides. RefSeq names its product Purine-cytosine permease. NCBI's taxonomy places the organism in Eukaryota, Fungi, Ascomycota, Leotiomycetes, Helotiales, Lachnaceae. The transcript has 4 exons. The record is from RefSeq and is a predicted model, not a curated record. Bases 1 to 1482 code for a protein of 493 amino acids. Gene Ontology annotation, molecular function: transmembrane transporter activity. Gene Ontology annotation, cellular component: plasma membrane. Gene Ontology annotation, biological process: transmembrane transport.
AUGUCGAACGACCGCAGCUCUACGAGCGAAAAAUCGCCAGAGUCUACCCAACAUGACACAGAGAAAGGGGUAUCAGAACAGUCGGUUCACGAAGUUCCUCUUGGAGGAGAGUCUAGUGAAAUAUUUGGGCAACUCUCACUCUGGCAAAAGCUGGCCAACUAUGGCGUUGAGUUGAGAGGUGUCCAGCCCGUGCCCUUGGAAGAGAGGACGGACACCAGUCUCACAACUGGAAUUGUCGGCACUCUCGAUUACGGCAUGAGUCUAAGGGAUUCAUUUUUGGUCAUCUUCUUCUUCCAAUUCUUAACAGCCAUUCCACCUUGCUAUAUGGUAACUAUGUCACCGAGAACUGGCAUGCGACAAAUGAUUCAAGCUCGUUACUCUUUUGGAUACUAUCUCAACAUAGUCCCAAUCAUCUUGAACAUGGCAAGCAUUAUGGGAUUUACAAUGAUUUCAACUGUGGUUGGUGCCCAGUGUUUAGUGGCAAUCAGCAACAAUGGUCUUUCAGCUGGAAUAGUUAUCAUCGGCCUCAUAACCAUGAUCAUGACGAUUACCGGCUACAAAAUUAUGCACGAGAUCCUACGCUAUGCUUGGAUCCCCACACUCAUCGCUAUCAUAAUAUGCGUGGGAGCGGGCGGAAAACAUCUCAAACAACAAGUGCCAACUGUGCCAGUAGAUGCUGCGACGGUGAUAACCUUCGCUUCACUGAUCGCUGGGUACAAUCUUCCAUUUGGAAGUACACUGGGAGACUACGCUGUGUACAUGCCUCCAAAUGCUCCAAAAUUCCGUCUGUUCCUCUACGCUUGGAUGGGAAUCUCUAUUCCGAGUGUAGUUUUGAUGACCCUAGGCGCUGCCAUUGGAGCCACGGUACCCGUGAUCGAUGAAUGGAACGCAGCAUACGAACUAAACUCAAUUGGAGGUGUUAUGGCGGCAAUGCUUCAUCCGAUAGGCGGGUUUGGAAAGUUCGUCACCCUCAUUCUCGCGCUCUCGGUCAUCGCCAACACCGGACCAUCUAUCUACUCAGUUUCUUUGAACUUCCAGAUCCUGAUUCCCGGCCUCCACCGCGUUCCAAGAAUUGUCCACGUUAUCACUUCGACUGGAAUCCUGAUUGGUGUUGCAAUUGGAGCUGCCAAGCAGUUCGAGACAUCUCUUCUGGCCUUCCUUGGUGUUAUUUCGUACUGGUCUGCUGGAUUUGUCGGCAUUCAGCUGACGGAGUGGCUCGUUUUCCGUCGCAGGAAUGCCGAGACCUACGAUGCGAGCAUCUGGAACAACAGGAAGCUUCUGCCUUCUGGUAUUCCAGCAAUUGUAGCUCUUCUUGUCCCUUUUGCCCUUGUAAUCCCAUCCAUGGACCAGACUUGGUAUAUUGGUCCUGUUGCAAAGAGGACAGGAGAUCUUGGUUUUGAGUUUGCACUCGUUCUUACACCGUUUAUCUAUUAUCCUCUACGAAAGAUUGAGAUAAGUAAAUUCAGGAAUGGCCGCCUAUAA